Messenger RNA from Erpetoichthys calabaricus (reedfish), 12921 nucleotides. Its product is annotated as FRAS1-related extracellular matrix protein 2-like. The record is from RefSeq and is a predicted model, not a curated record. NCBI's taxonomy places the organism in Eukaryota, Metazoa, Chordata, Cladistia, Polypteriformes, Polypteridae. The coding region runs from base 225 to 9584 and encodes 3119 amino acids. Gene Ontology annotation, biological process: cell communication. The transcript has 24 exons. Gene Ontology annotation, cellular component: membrane.
AGGUGUGGUUACUCCACCGCCGGCUCCAGAGUUCUACUGAAGUUUAUAACCAGAGUGGCUGCUGAAAGGACCGCACAGUGCACACGAGCUGUGCAGAUUGCCGGCUCACGUCCUUUUCCUUUCUUUUCUUUUUUUCUUAUUUUUAUUUUGUUCCCUCGCCCCAUCCCCAUCUUUUCAAAGGGAGUCUUGCUGCUUGUGAGUGAAGCAUCUGCACGCAGGUACGGAUGGCUGGAAGCAAGCACUUGAGGACUGCAUCACUAGCAAUUAUUUGCACUGGCUUGCUGGCUGCUUUGGCGCUGACAGGUAGAGUGAACGCUCAGAGCGAUGACAGCUUGGGAUUGUUUUACGGAUUAAGAUCAGGACCCUCCGUAGAUGCUAUACUGGUUGCCAAUAAUGGAAUACGAGUGCCGUUUGGACGAUCCAUGUUUAUUGAUCCAAUUAAUGAUUUGGUGAUUCAAGUUCAGCCAGGUGACAGAUGCUCUAUCACCGUCCUGGACAAUGACCCUUUAUCUCAGAGGCCUGGACAGCUGACACCAAAGAAGUUUCCCUGUGACUUUGGCCCCAGCGAUGUGAAGUAUUCACAUUUUGGCUCCAGAAGCCCUUCAAAGGACAGAGUAAAGCUGCAGCUCAGGUAUGACACACAAACUGAUACCAUUAUUAUACCGUUUAUGAUUGAAGUGGAAGUGGUGUUCACCCAGUUAGAGGUUGUAACGAGAAAUAUGCCUCUGUCUGUGGAGAAGCUUCUUGGAACUAGCAAUCCUAUUGAUAGAAAGGUUCUGGAGUUUACUUUUGAUAGAGCUGCACAGGUGUGUAAGAUUACUGCUUUGACCAACCCUAAUGGGCUUCCCAGGUAUGGCAAGCUGAUUAAUGAUGCAAAGGCUGGCCAGAUGGUUGACUGUGAUGAGUAUUUAAAAUUAGAUAUACGAUACCAGCACUCUGCUGCCACAAGGUCCCCGAACAGAGACUAUAUUCCAAUGGUAGUAGAGCUGCAGGACAAAGAGGGCAACCUACUUAAGCAAGAGUAUUUUCAAAUCAUGGUUCGAAUUCGAGAGGGGGAGGAGAAUACUGCCCCCAAGCCCAGCUUUGUAGCAAUGAUGAUGAUGGAAGUGGACCAGUUUGUAAUGACAGCCAUUACCCCUGACAUGCUUGCAGCAGAGGACACAGAAUCUGAUCCUGAUGAUUUAAUAUUUAACAUCACCUCUUCACUUUCUUUUGAGCAAGGCUACAUAGUAAGUACAGAUGAUCGCAAUCUACCCAUUACUACUUUCUAUCAGAGAGACCUUAAAGAUCUAAAAAUUGCCUACAGGCCACCUUCUCAAGAUGCGGAUAUGGAAAGGAUUUUUCAAAUUGAAUUUGAAGUUGUAGAUACAGAAGGGGCUACAUCGGAUAUUUUUGCUUUUAUGAUUGUUGUGAAGCCAAUGAACACUCUGGCACCAGUAGUGACACGGAACACUGGUCAGCUUUUAUAUGAAGGUCAGUCCAGACCUCUUUCUAGUCCUCAGAAUCUGGAAAUAAGUGAUGAGGAUAAUCUUGCAGAUGUCAGAGUUACAGUUAUUGAUGGCCUAAGGCAUGGAGAUCUGACAAUUUUAGGAGUGAGAAGGAAGUUCUUCACUGCUGCAGACCUUGAUGCUGGCUUAGUUGUAUAUCAGCAUGAUGGAAGUGACACCUAUAGUGACAAUAUAAUUUUUAGAAUGACAGAUGGAAAGCAUGAGGUUGAGUUUCUUUUCCCCAUCACAGUUGUACCCACCGAUGAUGAGCCACCCAUCAUAAAUGCCAACACUGGACUUGUGCUGUCCAAAAAUGAAAUGGUGCCCAUCUCCCCCUUUGUGCUCAGUGCUACAGAUAUUGACUCAGAAGACUCAACCAUCAAAUUCAUUGUUGAGCCCCCUUUUUCUACAAUUGGUGAAAUAGUGCUUCGUCAGUCAGAAGUCCCUGCAGACCCCUCUACUUGGAAAUUUCUAGAAAGUGAUGAAAUAUACGAAAAAGUUGUGACAGAAUGGCUACAACAAGAUAUUAUGGAAGGAAAGCUUUUUUAUAGACAUGUGGGUCCUCACAGCACAGUUACAGUUAUGGAUCACUUUAUUUUCCGCGUGCAAGAUGACAAUGAUCCCCCCAAUCAGUCAGGUGAGAACACCUUUAUAGUGAAAAUUCUUCCAGUGGAUGAUCUCCCUCCUGAAUUGUUUCCAGGAACAACUUUACAAGUGAUUGUUCAAGAAUACCACGUCACACAUUUUAGGAAGAAGUUCCUACGUUACACAGACCUGGACUCAGAAGACAGGGACUUGAAAUACACCAUAAUCAAACCACCAACUGACACAGAUGAGAAUAAUAUGGUGGAACUUGGACAUAUUGUCCUAACGGAAAGUCCUGAUACUAUAGUGAGAGAAUUUACCCAGGCACAAAUUAACCAUCACAAAAUAGCAUACAAGCCCCCAGACCUUGAACUUGGAAUUACUCCUCAUGUGAUCCAAUUUCAGUAUACUGUUGAGGACACUUCUGGAAACAGUGUUGAAGGAACCUUUACCAUAUUUCUUCAGCCAGUUGACAACAAGCCUCCUCAGAUUAUAAAUACAGGAUUUACAGUUUUUGAAAGAGGAACUCAUAUCAUUAAGAGUGCAGAACUGGAUACUAGUGAUGCAGACACAGACAGAAAACAUAUAUUAUUUACUGUUGUCCAGCCUCCUCUUCAUGGGUAUGUUCAAUAUGCAGGCACCACAAUGUCUGAAGGAUAUACAUUCAACUUGGAAGACAUAGCCAAAGGUAAUGUUGCCUAUGUUCAUAAUGGAGAUGAGACAACUAGUGAUUUUUUCAAAAUAGAUGUCACUGAUGGAGUGCACAUUGUGACCAUAACUGUCCGAAUUAGUGUUCGCCCAAUAGACGAUGAAACACCAACUAUCAUGCUGCCCUCUGGCACUAUUGGCUCCUACAUGGACGUCUUGGAAAAUGGCGCAGCUGAGAUCACAACAAAUGUUAUUCAAGGUAGAGAUGAAGACACUGACGAUUUGAUGUUAACAUUCAUAGUUGAAGAUCCUCCUGUUCUGGGUGAAAUCUUAGUCAAUGGUGUUCCUUCUGAAAGAUUCACACAGGGCGAUAUUAUCAAUGGGGUGGUGGUAUAUGCACAUACAAGUGGUGAAAUUGGCCUUAAUAGAAAAGAAGAUUAUUUCAAUUUAACUUUGUCUGAUUUGUCAGAUGAGUGGACAAUUGGAGGCAAUAAAGUCCAUGGGGUGCGUGUACAAGUCACUAUCCUCCCUGUUGACAGUCAGGCUCCUGAGGUUACAGUUAGGGAGCAGUUCACUGUAGUAGAAGGUGAAAAGAAUGUCAUUGAACUGGACCACAUGAGUGCUGAAGAUGUUGACACACCCAGUGAUGACCUGCUGUGCACCAUUAUUGUCCAGCCAACAUCUGGCUAUGUGGAGAAUAUCUCACCGGCUCCUGGUUCAGAAAAAUCACGUACAGGAACAGCCAUCAGUGCUUUCACUAUUAAAGAUAUUCGACUUGGACACAUUUAUUAUGUCCAGAGCAUUCAUAAGGGUGUAGAACCAGUUGAAGACAGAUUUAAUUUCCGAUGCUCAGAUGGCAUAAAUUUUUCUCAGAGGCACUUUUUUCCCAUUGUGAUCACUCCAUCUAAUGAUGAAAAGCCAGAAAUCUUUAUGCGAGAAUUUGUUGUCAUGGAGGGCAUGAAUAUUGUGAUUGACACACCUAUUCUUAAUGCGGCGGAUUCUGAUGUGCCUCCAGAUGACUUAAUGUUUAUCAUUACUAAGCCACCAAAGCAUGGGUCUAUAGUUAACCAGCUGACUACGGGUACAGUCUUAGUCAGCAAUUUUACUCUCGAUCAGAUCAAAGAGGCCUCCAGCAUUGUUUAUGAGCAUGAUGACUCUGAGACCAAAGAAGACAGUUUUGAUGUCAUACUUACUGAUGGGAAGCAUACUGUACAGAAAACUAUUAUUGUCAUGGUAAUUCCUGUUGACGAUGAAACACCAAGAAUGAGUAUUAAUGACGGACUUGAAAUUGAAAUUGGGGAAACAAAAGUAGUCAAUAAUAAAGUCUUAAAGGCUACUGAUCUUGAUUCAGAGGACAAGUCCUUGACCUAUAUUAUUCGCUUUGGGCCUGGACAAGGUCUUCUUCAAAGGAAGAAAGCAUCUGGAAAACUUGAAAAUAUAACUGUGGGAAUGAACUUCACCCAGGAUGAAGUGGACAGAGAUCUGAUUUUCUAUAUUCAUAAUGGACAGGAAGGCAUUCGUGAUCUUAUUAAGUUUGAUGUUACUGAUGGCAUAAACCCACUUAUUGACAGGUAUUUCUAUGUAACAGUGGGCAGCAUUGAUAUGGUCUUUCCUGAUGUCAUAAGCAAAGGGGUUUCUUUAAAAGAAGGUGGCAAAGUGACUCUGACAACAGAUCUCCUGAGUACAAGUGAUCUUAAUAGCCCAGAUGAACAUCUUGUUUUUACCAUUACACGAGCCCCUGUUCGGGGACAUUUAGAGUGCACUGACACCCCUGGCAUGCCUAUCACUUCUUUCACACAGCUCCAGUUGGCUGGCAACAAAAUUUACUAUAUUCAUACAUCAGAUGAUGAAGUUAAAAUGGACAGCUUUGAAUUUGAGGUCACAGAUGGAUACAACCCAGUGUUUCGUACAUUCAGAGUUUCUAUUACAGAUGUGGACAACAAAAAGCCUGUAGUUACAGUGCAUGUCCUGCAUGUGAACGAGGGUGAAGUCAAACUGAUAACUCCCUUUGAGCUUACAGUGGAAGACAGAGAUACGCCUGACCACCUGCUGAAAUUCACAGUUACCCAAGUGCCAGUACAUGGCCAGCUGCUGUUUAAUAACACAAAGACAGUUACCACUUUCACCAAGCAGGAUUUAAAUGAGAAUCUAAUUAGCUACAAACAUGAUGGCACAGAAACCUCUGAAGACAGCUUCUCAUUUACUGUUACUGAUGGAACUCACACAGAUUUCUAUGUUUUUCCUGACACUGUAUUUGAAACUCGCCGACCCCAGAUGAUGAAAAUUAAUAUUAUUUCUGUGGACAAUGGUGUGCCACAGAUUGUUGUUAAUAAAGGAGCACCUACUCUGAGGAUUCUUUCAACUGGGCAUCUUGGCUUUGUGAUUACAAGCAAGGCUUUGAAAGCUGAAGACAGAGACAGUACACAAACAUCCCUGCAGUUCAAGAUCACGCUUGGUCCAGAUCAUGGCUACCUCAUUAACCUGGCCAAAGGCAAUGGCUCCAUUAUUGGAUUUACGCAAGCUGAUAUUGACGACAUGAAGAUUUGCUAUGUAUUACGAGAAGGGGACAACGCUACAAGUGAUAUCUUCUACUUCACUAUUGAAGACAAGGGGGGAAAUAAGCUGAAGAACCAGCACUUUCGUCUGAACUGGGCAUGGAUCUCCCUGGAGAAGGAGUAUUAUGUUGUGGAUGAGGAGUCCAAGUUUCUGGAAGUGGUACUGAGACGCAGGGGCUACUUGGGUGAAACUUCAUUUGUUAGUAUUGACACCAAGGAUGGGACAGCAGAAAAAGACAAAGAUUUCAGGGGUAAAUCACAGAAGCAGGUGCAGUUUAAUCCCGGCCAGACCUUAGCCACAUGGCGUGUCCGUAUCCUGACGGACCAACAGUUUGAACAGUCAGAAACCUUCCAGAUUGUUCUCUCAGAACCUGUAAUGGCUGUUCUUGAGUUCCCAGAGAUCGCCACAGUGGAAAUCCUUGAUCCAGCAGAUGAGUCAACAGUUUAUAUACCCCAGUCUUCAUAUGUUAUCGAAGAAGACAUCGGCGAGUUAAUGAUUCCUGUCAAGAGAAGUGGUGAUGUGAGUCAGGAGUUAAUGGUCAUUUGCUACACUCAACAAGGAUCUGCCAUUGGCACCAUCCCCAGCACUGUGCUGUCGUACUCGGAUUACAUUUCACGACCAGAGGACCACACCAGUGUCUUAAGGUUUGAUAAGGAUGAGACGGAGAAGUUCUGCCGGGUCGUUAUCAUUGAUGAUUCUCUUUAUGAAGAGGCAGAGACUUUCAAUGUGACACUGAGCAUGCCCAUGGGAGGUCGUCUUGGGAAAGAAUACCCGUCCACCCAGGUUGCGAUCACACAGGAUUUGGAUGAUGUGCCCGUCUUCUACUUUGGAGAUACUGAAUAUCACGUGGAUGAGAGUGACGGCUACGUGGAAGUUCGCGUCUGGAGAACGGGAACCGACCUGUCAAAGACGGCGACUGUUACUGUGCGAUCCCGUAAAACGGAGCCAGUUUCUGCAGAAGCUGGAAUUGACUACGUUGGAGUCGGUCGAAAUUUGGAUUUUGCCCCAGGAGUAAACAUGCAGACCUUCCGGGUCACCAUUCUGGAUGACCUGGGUCAGCCCAUCUUGGAAGGACCAGAGACCUUUGAACUGGUUUUAAGAAUGCCAAUGAACGCUGUGCUUGGAGAGCCAAGUAAAGUCACUGUAAUCAUCAAUGACUCCGUGUCUGACUUGCCAAAGGUACAGUUUAAGGAGCCAAUGUAUAUGGGGAAUGAGAAUGACGGGCAGAUUAGAGCGAUGGUCUACCGAAGUGGAGACAUCAGCUAUCAGUCAACAGUGCGCUGCUAUACUCGACAAGGGACCGCUCAGGUCAUGAUGGAUUUUGAAGAGCGGCCUAACAUUGACAGCUCAGUCAUCACAUUCUUCCCUGGUGAAAUAGAGAAGCCCUGCAUUCUGACCCUGGUAGAUGACACUAUCCAUGAAGAAGAGGAAGAGCUGAGGCUGGUGCUUGGCAGUCCAAAGAGCGAGUCUCCUUUUGGGGCCUCUAUUGGUGAACAGAAUGAGACACUGAUCAAGAUCAAAGACCAUGCAGACAGGGCAAUCAUUAAGUUUGGAGAGACAAAGUUCAGCGUCAGUGAACCCAAGGAUGCUGGCCAAAUUGUAGUUGUAAAACUUCCAAUUCUUCGCCUGGGAGACACUUCAAAAGUUUCUGUCAUCAGGGUGCACACAAAGGACGGUUCUGCUACUUCUGGAGAGGACUAUAACCCAGUGUCUGAAGAGAUUGAAUUCAAAGAGGGGGAAACUGAGCAUAUUGUGGAGGUGGAGAUUUUAUAUGAUGGAGUUCGAGAGAUGAGAGAAGCUUUUACUGUCCACCUGAAGCCAGAUGAAAAUAUGGUAGCAGAAAUCCAGAUGAACAAAGCAAUAAUUUAUAUUGAAGAGACCAACUCCAUGGCCGAUGUGACAUUCCCAUCAGUCCCUCAAGUCGUGUCUCUCCUGCUGUAUGAUGAUACUAUUAAUGCUAAAGAAAAUCCCCAUCCACCAGCGGGUUAUCCUGUUGUCUGCGUCACAGCUUGCAACCCCAAGUACUCUGAUUAUGACAAGACAGGCUCCAUUUGUGCUAGUGAAAGUAUUAAUAACACUCUAACACGGUACCGCUGGCUUGUGAGUGCUCCAACGGGUGCUGAUGGUGUGACGAGCCCCAUGCGAGAAGUGGAUUUCGAUACCUUCUUCACUUCCUCAAAAUACAUCACCUUGGAUUCUGUAUACUUCCAAGCAGGCUCUCGAGUGCAGUGUGCUGCCAGAGCAGUCAACUCUAAUGGAGAUGAGGGUUUGGAGCUGAUGAGCCCUAUUGUAUCUGUCAGCAUUGAGGAAGGCAUGUGUCAGCCUCGACUCGUUGGAGCUGUUGGAGCUGAGCCUUUUUCUGCCAAGUUGCGAUACACCGGAGCAGAAGAUCCAGAUCACCCAAACCUUAUUAAGCUGACAGUCACCAUGCCACAUAUUGAUGGAAUGCUUCCUGUUGUCUCGACCAGGGAUCUGUCCAAUUUUGAAUUGACCUUGAGCCCUGAUGGCACUAGAGUAGGGAAUCACAAGUGUUCCAAUCUGCUCAACUACAAUGAAGUGAAAACACGCUAUGGAUUCCUAACAGAAGCCACCAAGAAUCCAGAAGUGAUUGGGGAAACAUCACCAUACCAGUACAGUGGCUCACUCCGAGGGGAGAAUACUCUACGUUUCUACAAGAACCUUAACUUAGAAGCCUGCCUUUGGGAAUUUAUCAGCUAUUAUGAUAUGUCUGAGCUUCUCACUGAUUGUGGUGGUACCAUUGGGACCGAUGGUCAGGUGCUGAACCUUGUACAGUCUUACGUGACGCUGCGUGUGCCACUGCACGUGUCCUACGUGUUCCACUCUCCAGUAGGAGCCGGUGGCUGGCAGCACUUUGACCUGGAAUCAGAGCUCCGGCUAACAUUUGUGUAUGAUACUGCCAUCUUGUGGAAGGACGGUAUUGGCAGCCCACCUGAAGCAGAGUUACAAGGUGCUCUCUAUCCAACCAGCAUGCGAAUAAAUGAAGAAGGACGCCUUGUUGUCAACUUCAGAACGGAAGCACGAUUCCGGGGCUUGUUUGUGACAUCACAUUCUGCCUCUUCUCUCACCUCGAUGGUAAUGUGUGCUGACCACCCCGGCCUUACAUUCAACCUGAGUUUGGUCAGAAAUGAACCAACCUACAAUCAACCAAUACAGCAAUGGACGUUCACUUCUGACUUUGCAGUCCGGGACUACUCUGGUACAUACACUGUGAAGCUGAUACCAUGCACUGCUUCUGCCAAUCAAGAGUACACAAUUCCAGCUGUCUGCAACCCACGAGAACCCAUCACAUUUGACAUUGACAUCAGAUUCCAACAGGUCAGUGAUCCUGUUGCUGCAGAGUUCAGUUUAAAUACUCAAAUGUUUCUGCUGUCCAAGAAGGCUCUUUGGUUGUCUGAUGGAUCGAUGGGUUUUGGCCAGGAAAGUGAUACUGCCUUUUCCGAAGGUGAUAUAAUCUAUGGUCGAGUGAUGGUAGACCCCGUGCAAAAUCUUGGGGACUCUUUCAUUUGUAACAUCGAGAAGGUUUUCCUGUGCACUGGGGCAGACGGCUACAUACCGAAGUAUAAUCCCCCAAAUUUUGAAUUUGGUUGCCUGGCGGAUUCUCCUUCUUUGUUAUACAGAUUCAAAAUUAUUGACAAGGCUCAGCCCGAAACACAGGCAACAGUAUUUGGUAAUGUUGGAUUCAAUGCCCGACUGGCCAUUGACGACCCAGAAGCUCUGACACUUGUAAGACAGCCGGGAUCGGAUGGAUUCAGAGUGGACUCGUUUCCUAUGUUCCAGGUCUCUGCUGGACGGGAAUGGUAUAUCCAUACCAUUUACACAGUACGCUCAAAAGAAAAUGCUAACAGAGGUAUUGGCAAGAGGAGUUUGGAGUACCAGUACCACUCUCUUGGGCAGGGCAGUAAUCUCAAUACAGCAAUGGCAUCUCGUGCACGGAGAGCCACCAGAGAAGUGCCAGAUAUUGAAGAGAUAGGCCACGAAAACAAUCGAGGAACUAAUAUUCAGCAUAUUGCCUUGGACCGGACUUACAAAAAGGAGAAGAAAACGAAGGAAGUCUUUAUAGAUGGCAUCGUCCCACGCGAGAUCAACAGCAAAGAUUCAGAGGAUAACCUAAUCACCAUUGUCUGUGGCAUAGCAGGCCUGCUGCUCACUAUUUGCUUCAUCGUUAUUAUUAUCCUGUUAAUAAAACGCAGACAGAAAUCCAAGGAAAAGGAUGUUUCAAAAGGAUCUACCAGCAGGGAGCCAAUGAUGUCCCACACAUAUCAAAGCAGUGAUAGUUCCGAAGUUUGAUUUCACAUGUAUUUCGACUAACACCUAUACUCCUUGUUGACUAGUGGAAAUGUAACCGCCCAACUUCAAAGUGCCUAUAAGCAAAAAAUUGAACUCAGUUCUUUCAUGUCAUUUACUUACACUGGAAAAGUCAACAAACGAGAAUUCCAUGGUUCCUGCUCUUGACUCUUGAUAUUUUACUAUUUACAAAUGCAACAGAGGCAUUGAUUGAUUGGCUCUGCAGUAACAUUGUCAUGAAUACCCUAAAGAAAUCUGUUUUGUGCUGGUCAUUUCAUGAAAACUCCUCAGAUCUGAGCCUCACCCAAUUUGUGAUACCCAGAAACGGUGCAGGCAACACUUUUUAAGGUUUAGGUAAACAAAAAGGCAUAACAAGGUAGACAAUACUUGCAAGUGCAUGCUGACUACAAAACCAGUAUUUGUAAUUCCUUGAGUGCCUCAUUGUAGGUACCCAUCUGUUUUUUUCAUUUUCUGAAAUGGCUUUGUGCUGCUGUGUAUUGAAUAGCAAUGCAGUGUGGGUGUUGUCCAUGGUCAUCAUUAUACAACAUCUAUCCAGCCGGGAUGUCAAACAACUUCUUACUGAAGCCCCUUAAUAAUUAGAUUUCUUGCCUAAGUACAGCAUUUCACUCUUUAUCAGUAUAAAUAUUUUUCUCUUGCUAUAGCAUUCUGUUCCACUGUAUUUGUUCAAACCCUACUUACCAAUACAGUGCGGAGAAUCACCAAUAUGCGUACGACCUGAACUCCUCAGUGGUCAUAAUGUGCACCCACCUCAUAUUGUCACGCAAUGGCUGCCUGCUUGUACAUUUCAAUAUCAUUUAGGAUGUAAUUUUUAAGUAAAAAUCCCAAUGGCCUUACACGUGGAAGUAUGUGGGAUAUACAAUUAAAUAUGGAAAUGCGGAAAAAGGGACAUGAGCAGCCUAAUGAAGAAAGCAAAUUGCUUCUAAGUAUGAUGGAGUUAAAAGAGUGGAUCUGAUAACAAAAAAGCCAGCCCUGGACAAACUUAGUUUGGCCGCUGUUUGCUAAAAGUAUCUCAUUAAGUUUGGAAAACACAAAAACAAGGAGCCCAGUAAUGAAAGCAAAUUUUUCAAGUUUAGUUGAAGCACAACAUUGUUGUGGCCCUGAGUCCAAGAUGGAGUUUGACACUUCUGCUGUUUUUUAUCCGUUGCACAUCAGGUAGGAUUUGCUUUUGAAUUCUGCUGAUUUGUGAUCUGCAAAAUCACAUAAAAUCAUUUUAGUGUUUGGUUGUAGUGAACAAGUACAAACAAAAGUAGUUAUGUCUUCUGUGGCCACCUCUGAGCAUGCUGGUUCACGUAAAGCAGAACGUUUAGUUCUGAUCAUCAUCACAUUUCCAACAAUCCUCAGAACCCUUGAAUGAGUUUGUAAAGUAAAUCACUGCCCAAAUUUUUAAUAAAUGCUUAAAGAAUGUAUAUAUUGUAAAAUCCCUAUUGAUAUGGUUCCAAUUUUUGAAUAGGAUAGUAAUAUAAUUUUUUUUGAAUCUGUUAUCUUUAGUCUUUUUAAUCCUAAAAAUCAGAACUGGUCACACGUUCCUAUAUAACAUACUAGUAUCAUGGAACAAACAAUGUGAUAAUAAUACCACUACGACCUAAAUACUGAUUUUGAGUUGGAAAUUAGGUGGGUUGUCUUAAAGAUUAAAUAAAUAUUGGUGGUCAGAAAUUCACCAAGACUGUUUACAAAGAAAUGUUGCUAAAUUUCAUUUUACUAAAAAGCGAAACGUGGUCGACAUUUAUGUGCUGCUCCUUUAUGCUCUGUUGGAUCUGACAAAGUGAGGUACAGUAAACUGCUUGAUGUGUUUUAUUAUUUUUAGCAAAAAAAAAAAAAACGAUGUAAGUUCACACGAUGAUACACGUGUUUAAAGAGAAUGUGGUGCAAACCAAACCGGUGGGCGCACCGUAAGCUGCGUUCCGUUUUCUUCUCAAACUGAACCUUGCUCUUUAAAACUCAGUUUUGUGUACUAGUAACCGGUGGGAUUGUUUCCUUUCGGUGGACAUUUAUUGAUUCAAAGGAACUGAGCCUUUAAUUACAGUAUAACAAACAGGGACAGUAUAGCCACACAUUAGAAUCAAGACGGCUGUCCUGUGCGAGAGCAGGGACAGGACCUCGUGCCAAAAAUCGGCUGUAGUGCGAUUGUUCAGAUUAUUUUGAUUUCAUUUAAUUCAUCUACUUUAUACCGGAUAUAGUUUUUCCUACACAUCGCUGGUGCAAAUGACCAAGGGGCAAAAUACCCAAAACUGUUUAGUUUUUGCUGGUUAUGUGAAAUUGUCCCUUUUGUGACGUAACUAAAUUGUAAUGAGUUGGCUAGAUAAGGUUAGGGGGUUAGUACACACUGCAGUAUCGGUGUUCAUUUGGACGGUUAAUUAAUAAAAAUGACAACAUAAUAAGACAACUUAAAAAAAAAAAAAACACUGGAAUAAAAUUAUACUUGGAAUAGACAUAAUUUACAGGGCAAAACAAAAUUCAGCCACUUAAAAUGAGGCAAACUAGCGAUGCGUGGCAAAUUUUUGUUAUUUGUUGUAACAAGAAUCAAAUAAACUGCACUGACAAAGAGCCAAAAUGUUUUUCAAAGUAGUUUUUUUUUAUUAUUUUUUUUUAAAUGUGUAUGUUUGAGUGAGUAUUUAAGUUAUUACAAAAUAUAUUUGCUAUUACAAAGUAUUAAGCAGCUAAAAGGCGGGGGACUAAAAAGGGAAAGAGAAACUGAACACGGUGCUUCUUUCAGUGAAUCUUAAUUCUGUGUUUUUAACGUUCAUUUCCCACUCUAUUUAGACAUACGUUAUAAUAAGACAAAUUCACACGUGAAAUGCUUUAAUGUAGUCAACCGGGAUGCAGUAGCUGGACUUCAUAGAUUUCUUCAUUUACCAACCAUAUAUUAUAUUGUUUUAGUGUGAAAAAUGUUGUGUAUUAAAAAAAAUACAGUGUCCUGUCUGUAAUGUAAAAAUGGUGUAUGAUCUAUCUAUCGAUCUAUCUAUCUAUCUAUCUAUUUCUCACUAGUAUUUCAUUCAUAAUAAUGGUAGUAGUUGUUGUGUACGUGAUGCAUUCUGUUACAAUGCCAGCCGUUCCCCUUUUGUACCCGUGUAGUUGUGCCGUUAUUACAAGAUGUGGGCCUUUUUUGUUAUACCUGACAAACUUCAGGAACUGUUUUGAGUCAUUAGUUUGUUAUUUUGUAUAAAUAUAUAUAUUUAAAUUUGGACUUUUGUUUUGAUGUUUCGGGAGUGGUCAGUGUUAUUAUACAGGUUGUGUACUGUAAUUAUUUGUAACAUAGACUUUCAAGCACAAAUUGACUGAAAUCUGCAAUAAAAAGAAUAAAAUCACAUUUUUUUCAGUA